CAGGAAGAAGCGCGAGAAAUUAGAGUGGGAGGAGCGAUAUAAAGAUGAGCGUCUUGCGAACGAUCGGAAUAGAAGAAUAGAUCCGACAUCAUGUGGAAAUAUCGAACGAUCGGACUUUUUGCCUCACUGGCUUUUCUCUGUAUUCAAGCACAAGCUGCAGAGAUCAUAGUGAAACGUCAUUCUUUUGGAUUUGACGAUACCCUAACUUCCCAUGGCAAACAAUUUCUCUCUAAUUUGCCUGGAUUAGGCGGUGGAUUAGGCGGUGGAUUAGGCGGAGGAUUCGGUGGAGGAUUCGGUGGAGGAUUUGGUAGUGGCGGUGGUGGUGGUGGUGGAGGAGGAGGCGGAGGUGGAUUUGGUAGCGGUGGUGGAUUUGGCAGCGGUGGCGGUUUUGGUAGCGGUGGUACCAAAGGAGGAUGUUCCACUGGAACUUGCGCCGGAACUGGUGGCGGUGCCGGUGGCGGUGCUGGUGGUGGUGCUGGUGGCAUAGGAGGAUAUGGCAAACCUGGAUGUAGUAGCGGAAAUUGUGGCGCCGGAGGUGGUGCUGGAGGACACGGUGCCGGCGGAGGUGGUGCUGGUGGAUACGGUGGCGCUGGUGGAUACGGUGGCGCCGGAGGUGGUGCUGGAGGACGCGGUUCCGGUGGAGGUGGUGCUGGAGGAUACGGUGGCGCCGGAGGUGGUGCUGGAGGACAUGGUGCCGGUGGAGGUGGUGCUGGUGGUGGCGCCGGAGCUGGAGGUGGAGCUGGAGGAUACGGUGGUGCCGGAAGUGGUGCUGGAGGAUACGGUGGCGCCGGAGGUGGUGCUGGAGGACAUGGUGCCGGUGGAGGUGGUGCUGGUGGUGGCGCCGGAGCUGGAGGUGGAGCUGGAGGAUACGGUGGUGCCGGAAGUGGUGCUGGAGGAUACGGUGGCGCCGGAGGUGGUGCUGGAGGACACGGUGCCGGUGGAGGUGGUGGCGCCGGAGCUGGAGGUGGGCCCGGAGGAUACGGUGGCGCUGGAGGACGUGGCGCCGGAGCUGGAGGGUACGGUGGUGCUGGAGGUGGCGCUGGAAGUGGAGGUGGUGCCGGAGGAUAUGGCGGCGCUGGAGGAGGAGGCGGUGCUGGAGGAUAUGGUGGUGCCGGAGCUGGAGGUGGUGCCGGUGCACAUGGAGCAGGUUCGGCUGGUAUAAUAAAGACUGGCGGCCCAGGUGGUUAUGGUGGUGCAGGUGGUGGAGCAGGCAGCGGUGGUUAUGGUGGUGCAGGAGCUGGAAGCGGUGGUUAUGGUGGUGCAGGAGCUGGAAGCGGUGGUUACGGUGGAACUGGAGGUGGAAGCGGCGGUGGAAGAGGUGGUGCCGGUGGUUAUGGAGGUGCAGGUGGCAGAGGUGGUAGCGGCGGUUACGGUGGAAGUGGUGGUGGUAGCUGUCCUGGAGGAUGCAAAAAUGGUUACGGAGGUGCCAAUGCGAACGCCAAUGCUUACGCAAGCGCGAAUGCAAAUGCGAACGCAAAUGCGAACGCAAGGGCGACUGCUUCCGCUAAUGCCUUUGCUGCUUCAAGUGCGUCCGCAAGUGCUAAUGCAAACGCAAAUGCUGGUGGCGGUGGUGGAUUUGGAGGAUUCGAUGACUUCGGUCCUGGAGGCGGCCAUGGAGUCGAUCUCUUCAACCGCAUGGGCAAUAUCGACGAGGGAGUUAGUAAGAGCGGUAGCGUGGACAAAGCCAAAGGCGUUUAUAGCAGCAGUGCAGCCAAUAUCGAUUCUACUGGAAAGGGAUCGUACAAAGUAUCUGCUGGAAAAAUUGCUUAAGCGGUCUGAAAAAAAAUUCAAGUCGAUAUUCUGAAUCGAAAGCAAAAUUUAAUCUAUUUUAAAGAAAUUUAGGUAGUUAGGAAGAAAGAAUUUAUAUGAAUUUCUAAAAGAGUUGGCAGAGAUCUAAUGGAUUAUUUUUUGUUAUUGUUUACAAUUUACAAUGCAUGUUAUUAUAUUCAUGAUAAAAUGCGUCACUUGGCGUCAGAAAUCUCUUUUUUUUUCAAGAUUGCAACUUAACACUGUGCAGUUCGAAUAAACAUUUAAUCUGUAAACAAUAAACCAAGAGGAAUAUUUUUAUAA
Molecule: messenger RNA, 2070 nt
Organism: Apis laboriosa (Himalayan honeybee)
Lineage: Eukaryota; Metazoa; Arthropoda; Insecta; Hymenoptera; Apidae
Product: glycine-rich cell wall structural protein-like
Exons: 4
Coding region: 91-1770 (559 amino acids)
Source: RefSeq, a predicted model, not a curated record